AUGGAGUCCGUCCUCUUCCGUCUGUGGGUUCACAGGAGACAGGCCUCGUGGUUGAGACCUUCGAAGUCGACACUCUGGCAUGGGCUCGAAGAUGCGGGCGACGGGUUUCGAUGCGGUAAUCCCUUGAAGCUGACGUCUCGCUUGUCAGAGUACGCUGAUUACGGAAGCAACCAGUCUGAUACGACACCCCAGGUGAACUUGGAGCACUUGACACGCUACGUAGGUAAUUCGAAGCAGGUCUCGAUGACGCGGCUCCACUGCGUCAAGGAGUUGUUUGGGACGUUCGUGAACAGGAUGCAAGCGUACGACUUCCAGGCAGACGUUGGGCUCGUAUUAUUCAGUACGUCUGCGAGCAUGGUGUGCAAGCCGACCCUGAUCACCGAGAACUUCCGUGACCGGGUAAACCAGGCCGAGGCAUCAGGGCACACUGCGCUCUACGACGCGGUUGACCUCGCAGCCAGCGCGCUGGAAGAGUGGCGUGCCGCGUGGCGAGCUGUGCCGGGCCGGGCGGGCAACCCGGCGCUGCGAGUCAUCGUCCUCUCGGACGGCCAGGACACGAAGUCGAGGACCGUGCCGUGGAAGCUAGCGCGCCGGCUGCAGCAGGCGGACAUCCUCCUCGACGCGGUGCAUGUGGGGAGCAACGACAUGGACGACAGCCUCCACGCGAUCGCGAAGAGCACAGGGGGCUACGUUUUCAAGCCGGCAUCCGUGCAAGAGGCUCUCCGCCUGCACGAGCUCGAAGUGGUGCUCCACUCGCCAGAACGCCCACCGCUCGCGCGACGGCCGCCGCCCAUCACCAGGGCGGUGGAUCUCAGGAAGUUCUUCGCCGCCAGGUACCCCGCCGACAGGGCCGACGAGUCGGCGGUGCCCGCGCGGCGGCAGCCCGCGCAGCUCGAGGCCCCCUUCGUCUCUCUGGAGUCGGCCGUGCGCCUCUUGGCGGCCGCCGGCGCGGGGGCGGACGCAGCCGGGCAGGCGCCAGAGCAGCCGCGCCAGGGGGGGGCUGCUCGUCAGCGCCGCCUCCUGCGCGAGAUGCGCGCGCUGAUGCGCGCGCCCCACCCGAACUUCGACGUGUACCCGUGCGAGACGGACCUCGGCUUCUGGCGGCUUGUCCUCGCCAUGGACCAGGGGGCCGACGUCUUCACGCCCUACGCGGGCGGCUGCUGGCUGAUGUACGUGAGCUUCCCCGAGGAGUACCCGGAGCGCCCGCCAGAGGUCCGCUUCGUCACGCCGAUCUGCCACACCAACACCAAUGCUCACGGGAAAAUUUGUCACAGUAUCCUGGGUCGGAAUUACACGACGGACACGCCAGUGUCUUCCAUCCUCGGCUCUGUUUACGCGCUGGUGCUCACGCCAGACACCGAGGACGCGGUCGACACGGCGCUCGCUUUCCAGUCACACGAGGACCCGGACGGCUACCGCCGCAAAAUUGCGGAGCACGUCCAGCAGAACGCAACUGCUCGUAGCCGCGCCGAGUGGCGUUGCCAGCUUGAAGAUAGCAGGAAUACUUAG
Messenger RNA from Prorocentrum cordatum, 1509 nucleotides. Lineage: Eukaryota; Dinophyceae; Prorocentrales; Prorocentraceae. The record is from the annotation of a GenBank genome assembly.